Messenger RNA from Ochlerotatus camptorhynchus, 944 nucleotides. RefSeq names its product NSA2 ribosome biogenesis factor-like IP259 (gene Ip259). The transcript has a single exon. Bases 40 to 819 code for a protein of 259 amino acids. Lineage: Eukaryota; Metazoa; Arthropoda; Insecta; Diptera; Culicidae. Gene Ontology annotation, cellular component: preribosome, large subunit precursor; nucleolus. The record is from RefSeq and is a predicted model, not a curated record. Gene Ontology annotation, biological process: maturation of LSU-rRNA; maturation of 5.8S rRNA.
CUCUUCGGCUUCUGACCUCACCAUCACACCAGCAGCAAAAUGCCGCAGAACGAAUAUAUUGAGCGUCACAUCAAGCUCCAUGGCCGGCGGCUCGAUCAUGAGGAGCGCAAGCGUAAGCGCGAGGCUCGCGAGCCGAAGAAGCGCGCUGCCAUGGCCCGUAAACUGCGAGGCAUCAAGGCCAAACUGUUCCAGAAGCAACGGCGCAAUGAGAAGAUCCAGAUGAAGAAAAAAAUUCAGGCUCACGAAGAAAAGAAGGUCAAAAAGACCACGGAGAAGGUUGAGGAUGGAGCGAUUCCGGCGUACCUGUUGGAUCGUGGUGUACAGUCCAGUGCCAAGGUGCUGUCGAACAUGAUUAAGCAAAAGCGAAAGGAGAAGGCUGGCAAAUGGGACGUACCGAUUCCGAAGGUUCGAGCACAGGCAGACUCAGAGGUAUUCAAGGUGAUUCGCAGCGGCAAAACGAAACGGAAAGCGUGGAAACGCAUGGUCACCAAGGUCACCUAUGUGGGCGAGAACUUCACCCGAAAACCGCCAAAAUUCGAACGGUUUAUCCGACCUAUGGCGCUUCGAUUCAACAAAGCGCACGUUACGCAUCCGGAGUUGAAGGCGACGUUCCACCUGCCGAUCAUCGGCGUUAAGAAGAAUCCCUCCUCCCCGAUGUACACCAGCUUGGGGGUCAUCACCAAGGGUACUGUGAUCGAAGUGAACAUUUCCGAGCUGGGUUUGGUCACGCAGUCGGGCAAGGUCGUCUGGGGUAAAUACGCCCAAGUGACGAACAAUCCCGAAAAUGACGGAUGUAUUAAUGCUGUGCUAUUAGUUUAGUCGCUGUCCAAUCACCUGAUUCUUUUUUUUUUCUCAUGUAAAGUCUGCAUUAGUAUGUAAGGUUGCGUCGUUUAGUUUUGUAUGGAUGUGAAAAAUAUAACUCGAGGUAUGCAUUCGUAAAAUUA